Messenger RNA from Diaporthe citri, 960 nucleotides. RefSeq lists its product as uncharacterized. Bases 1 to 960 code for a protein of 319 amino acids. Gene Ontology annotation, molecular function: glycosyltransferase activity. NCBI's taxonomy places the organism in Eukaryota, Fungi, Ascomycota, Sordariomycetes, Diaporthales, Diaporthaceae. The record is from RefSeq and is a predicted model, not a curated record. The transcript has 2 exons.
AUGGCGCUGACCUGUGUGGUCUUCGUCUUCGUUCUUCUGACGGGCUACCAGUCACUCAAGCACAACUACAUACAGAAUCCUCUCCAACAUGUCUUGAACAACAGCACAAUUCCCUCGUUUUUCAAGGACUUUGAUCCAUUCUGGACCACCGAGCAGCUUGAGCCCCGAUUCGGCAGCGAAUACGAUCAGGUCUUGAUUUUCCCGAGCCAGUGGACGGAAGGAGAUUCAAAGGAAGCAAAAGCUAUCAGGAACAUCCAGACCGCACUUCCCAAGCUUGGCCUCCGUCCCUUUGAGCUUCUCACCACGCACAAGGGCGACAUAACAUGGGCCAAGAGCCUCACCAAGUUCCACGCGUUCAACCUGACCGACUACACGCGCGUCCUCGCGUUCGACUCGGACUCGCAGGUGCUCAAUAACAUGGACCACUACUUCCUCGCCCCGCUGGCCGCCCUCGCGGUCCCGCGCGCGUACUGGCUGAACGACAAGGACGCGGCCAUCGCCGAGCAGGUGCUGGGCUCGCACGUGAUGCUGCUCGAGCCCAACGAGGGGCGGCACAACAGGAUCGUCGGCGAGGCGCUCAGCUCGGGCGACUUCGACAUGGAGGUCAUAAACCACCUGUUCAAGGACUCGGUCAUGAUCCUGCCGCACCGGCGGCUGGCCCUCCUGACGGGCGAGUUCCGCGCCAAGGACCACCGGAGGUACCUCGCGCCCGACGAGGACGACGACUGGAACGCGAUGUGCGAGGUCUCGAGGGCGUACUUGGUCCACUUUAGCGACUGGCCGCUGCCGAAGCCCUGGAGGCACCACUCUGAUGCUGACUGGGAGAAGGUCCGGCCCGAGUGUGACGAGGACGAAAAGGAGAAGGACGACCGGCCGAGAUGUGCUGAUCGCGUGAUGUGGGAGGGGUUCUAUGAGGACUACAACAUGGACAAGGCCCAGUACUGCGCGCCUCUAAUGUAA